UCACACAGACACAUACAGUUUAUCUUUAUUCUCUCUGGAGACUCUGGUGAUCAGUGAUGGCUUUAGCAAUUAAGAAGACACUAGCUUUCUUAAUGAUCAUAACUGCUUUUCAGGUCUCUUUUGCAACUGUUUACAAGGUGGGUGACUCUGCUGGGUGGACGUUGCCAAGUAUCGGACAAGUCAAUUACACCAAAUGGGCUUCUAACAAGACCUUCCAUGUUGGAGAUGUUCUUGUAUUCACCUACGACAUUCUAUAUCAUAACGUGGAACGAGUAACCCAGAAAAAUUAUGGGUCUUGCAAUGCAACGUCUCCCAUCGCUUCUUACAGCACUGGCAACGACUCUAUCACCCUCAAAAAGAUUGGCCACAAGUAUUUCAUUUGUGGUGUUGAUGAUCACUGUCAAAUGGGUAUGAAAAUUGACAUCAACGUAACUACAAUUUCUCCUGCCGCUCCACCAACAGCAGUCUGAUCUUCACUCUCUGCUCGGCUAUCAUUUUAUCUUGCUUCUUCAUAUACUAGACCUAAAGAUUUCUCAGAGAUAUUUAGUAAUACUGUUUGAAUCUCUACGUGAUUAUGGUUUUAAUUAACUCUUAGUUUAAAGAACAUAAUCUUUAUGUAAACACGGGAAGCUGCUAAGUUUAAUUAAUAGUAAUUAUACUUUACCUUUAAAUCAAAUGGGAUGUUUUCUGGAUCA
Molecule: messenger RNA, 695 nt
Organism: Mangifera indica (mango)
Lineage: Eukaryota; Viridiplantae; Streptophyta; Magnoliopsida; Sapindales; Anacardiaceae
Product: stellacyanin-like
Exons: 2
Coding region: 57-470 (137 amino acids)
Cellular component (GO): plasma membrane
Molecular function (GO): electron transfer activity
Source: RefSeq, a predicted model, not a curated record